GCACAUGGAUGGGGUGGAGGGACCCUCUCUGGUGUCAUUAAUGUUUCAUUGUAUUUGCUGAGGGGGGCUCCUGCAGCUCUAGCCCACUCACAAUCUUCAGUAGUUGGGGUGGGGUGUGGGAGUGGACUAACCAUAGUGCACAGUUUACUGAUGGGAAGCUGAGAAAACCCACAAAACCCUAGUUAUUUCCUCCAUACCCUGCUGCCAAUGUAACCCUAUACCCAGCCUAUUAUUCUUCAUACUCCUCUUCUGCCAAGUUGUAAACUUUGGAUACCUGUUAUACUGGAGCCCUGACACCACCCUGGAGGCACAGGCAGGAGAUUCACAUUGAAGGCAUCAAAGUCUGGAGAAGGAGGUGAAUAGAGGAAUCUGGAGGAGGAGGCGGACAAAGGAGUCUGGAGUUGGACAGAGGGGUCUGGAGGAGGAAGCAGACCCUAAGGUGUCCUGACAAAUCCCUCCCUUUCCCAGUGUGGCACCCUUUUCCUGUGGAGCUCCGAUAAGAUGUCAUAUGUGACAUAUCACAUAAUGUAAGGGUGGAAAGAUGGGUACGUUCCUCUUCCUGUAUGUUGCCUUGUCUCUUCUGAGGACAGCGUUCACCUGCCCUGAGGCAUGCUCCUGUGUGGACAAAUACAAUCAACAGUUUGCUGACUGUACUUACAAGAAGCUACUAAAGGUCCCAAAUGGGUUUCCUUCAAAUGUCACCACCCUCAGUCUUUCAGCCAACAAAAUCAGUGCUCUGAAGAAGUCCAAUUUUGUAGGAGUGCCGCAGGUGACAUCUUUGUGGUUAGCUCAUAAUGAUAUUAGUUCAGUAGAAAGAGGUACAUUGACAACUUUGAUUUAUCUUAAAAACCUGGAUAUUAGUUUUAACCAACUAGUCGAAUUUCCAUGGGAGGAUCUGGCCAGCCUUCCAGCCCUUCAACUGAUAAAAAUGAACAACAACCGCAUGGUCAACCUACCAUUGGAUGCCUUCAAAAAUCUAAAAGAUCUUAGGUCUCUCAGAAUAAAUAAUAAUAAUUUCACUGUAAUUCGGGAAGGAACCUUCAAGCCUCUUCUCUCUCUUCUGCACAUUCAGAUCUACAAUAAUCCUUUCCAAUGUACUUGCUCACUCAUAUGGCUGAAAAAAUGGAUUGAAGAAGCACAGAUUACCGUAGCAGAGAAGGAUUUAAUUGUAUGUGCUUCCCCUGCCGACCUUCAGGGGAAAAAAAUUAUUGCAAUUCCAGAUUUGCCAUGCAUGUCCCCUACUGUGCAGUUAAGCUAUCACCCUAAUCUUGAUAACACUGAGUUAUAUGAUGGAUUUACUCUCAGUUUACACUGCUUGGUCAGUGGAAGUCCAAAGCCAACAAUCCAAUGGAAAGUUCGCAAUUCAACCCAAGAGACUGAGAUUAAAACCUCCAGUGAUGUGGCUAAAGCAGAGUUAUCUGGAAAUUUUCUGGUUUAUCAGAAUGGAACACUGGUAAUCCCACACCUAAGCAAGAAAUUAGAAGGUGCAUAUACUUGUAUAGCCACAAAUGAGAUGGGAAGUAGCCAGGGUUCCGUCAAUGUCUCUGUGGCUGGAAGUCAAAAAAAUCCCACAAAGGUAGAGGAUCCGGCAGCUGGAAAGACACCUAAAGAUACCAAAAAACCUACAGAUAAAGACAUGGGAAACAGUGUUCUUAAAUUAGAUAAAACAGAGGAAAAACUGAAUUCUGUCAAACCAACAGUAUCAACUGCUGGCACAGAGGAUAACAAAAUAAAUACCAGAGAGGACUCAAAUGAAAAGAAAUGUGGACCUAGUGUAGGAGGUCUACAUGUUUCCAACCAUGCAUUCAAUGAGAGCAGCAACUUGAAACCUCAUGUGUUUGAUCUGGGGGUAAUAGCUCUGGAUGUAUCAGAGAAAGAUGCAAAGGUACAAAUAACUCCAUAUAAUACACAUUUUGGCAAACAGAACCUAAAGAUGCUUUAUCUCUGUCAGGAGAGCCCUAAAGGCUAUUCUUUGGUGCAGUGGUCAGAAAUUGAGGAUCAAGUAAACUCCUAUUGGUUUCAAGGGCUGACCCCUGGCACCAACUAUUCUGUAUGUCUAACGUACAAAGGAGAAGAUUGUCAUGUGCAGGUGGUUUUUACCACUAAGAAAGAAGUCCCCUCUUUGAUCAUUAUCAUUAUAGUGAGCAUUUUUCUUCUUGGUUUGGCCACCAUACCUCUAGUGGGAGCUACAUGCUGUCACCUACUUUCUAAGUACCAUGGCAAAAACUAUAAAUUAAUAAUGAAGACCCAAAAACAAGAUCCAAUGGAAAAGCACAUGGCCGCUGAUUUUGACCCGAGAUCAUCCUAUGUAGAAUCAGAAAAGAAUUUUGAUCCUAAUGAAGCUGAAGGGGAAGAAGGUGAAACAGAGGGAGUAGCAGCUUCUGUAGAUGUUGAGAAGGAGGUUGAAGGAAGUGUAUUAGAUGAAGCUCUUCCAACCUCUCAAUCCAAAACCAACCAGGAAGAUUUUGAGGUGGGAUCUGAGUACAGUGACAAGCUCCCUUUGGGAGCUGAGGCUGUGACCAUCUCUGAAGAAAUUAAUGGUAACUACAAGGAUCCUGCCCGCUGAUAUGGCAAGAGGUAUCAAGAUAUCCUUCUCAUUCAAUCCCUUUGAUUUAUCUGUAAAUGUGUUUAAAAGUGAGACCUUCUAUAAUUCACAAGCUCAUCCGUAUCCAUGUACUACCCCUGCAAGUAUAAAAACCUGAACAGAGUCUCCAGAAAUAUGCCUCUAGAAAGAAUUUACAGGUUAACGGAGGAAUGUAAAGCAUACACACAAGUUAAGAGGUGUGAUGGAUAAACAAAAAACCACAAUGGCAGUGAUCUCAGUACUGUUGGGCAGGCUGAGAAUAAUAGCAAACCAAUACUCACCAGUUCAAAGCCUCAACAAAAAGACUCUGGCCAUUCUAGCAGUAGACAGCUAUGCUGAUGGUUUCAGAACACUGCACAAUGUAUGCAUGCCCCGUGUGUCGCAUAUCUGUGUGCAUCACUGUUUACGUAGCAAUGUAUGUGAAUAUGCCACAAAACGUGUUCUGUAGGUUAGUCUUUAAAAAAAAGUGUGUAAAUGUUUUGCCAACAGGUGAGUGCACUGUGCGUAUAUAUAUUUAUAGGUAAAUGUAUAUAAAAGUGCUUCUACAGAGAGCACUUACUACAUAGCAUGGUGUAUACCUGCCUACAAAACUGCCUACUUACGCAUAUACAGUAUACCCAUACCUAGCAUCCAAAUAUUUUGCAGUUUAUAAACAUUUCCCACACAUAUACACAUUAUUAGGGUAUAUGAGAUCUAAGGAUUUGCCUAACCACAAGACCAAAAAGAUAUUUGUACUUCACUAAAACCCCGUACCAGUAACCAAGAUGAUGCAACAAUGGCUUACAAUGGGAUAGGCCUGUAAUUCUAUUACAGUAUACAAAUGUUUCUUAUAAAGUCAUGACUGCAGCUAUCCAAUGCUUUUAGAUGUAUAUAUAAACCAGGACUGUAUAUCAAUUCCAUAAUACACGGUCAGAUGCUUCUCCAUCACCACUUAAUGUAGAAAAUCAGAUCUAUGUGAAUCCCAAAGAGAUAAAGCUGGAGGAUUAUGGAGGAACAAUGAGUAAUACGAGUACACCUGCUCUGUGUCUUCUCCAAGCUAUAAUACUGUAUACAACCUUAACUGUGUCUCCUGGGACCACAUCACCAUCCCUCUGCUGUGAGUCAAAAGGACAUACGGUUAACCUCUAACUGCCCUGAAAAGAUGAUAGCACAAUAUUUCUACGGAGCCAAUUCUUUGUUAUCCUAAGUCAGUGGGUGUAAAGGUGUUACAUUGGGGGUCUUCACCUAGAGUCACAGAUAAACUGAUUCUGGAAGUCACUUUGGACAUAACCUUCAGUCUUCUAUGGACAUGUAGCUUAUAUUUCUUUUGGCUACAAGUACAGUAUGCCGCCUUUGUUAGAAUGUUCUGAGUAGGAGUUAGUUACAAAUGUUACUCAUAGAUUUUUCUUAUUACACAGUGUUUUUAUGCUUUUUGAUCAAUAUUUAAUAACAUUGUUACAUUUGCUAUUGCUUUCUGGUAUACAAUUACAAACAUUUCUGUAAUCUGUUUUUAUUACCUAGGGAGUCCAGUUCUGUCCAAAUUUACAAGAUAUUUAAGAAUUUAGUUAGAAUAUUGGAGAAUUUUUUUUUAAUAGAAAUGAUCUACAUUUAAAUGAUUAUUACUGGACCCACCAGCCCACACUUGUAUAAUAUUAUUAUGAAUUUUUCCAAUUUUGACUUGCCAUUGCCCGGCACCAAAAAUGUGAACUUGUUGCUGCAGGUAUAUACUAUACAGUAUAGCAGCAUAUACCUACAAUCUGUAUAUGUUUCUACUGCACACAUUCAUGCACUUAAUUGUAACUUUCUCAGUGCCUGAAUCAUAUCCAUUGUUAAAGAUGUAUACGCCUUUUUACCUUUGUACUAAUCUGUUUUGUUGUGAUUUGAUACUUUGGAUAUUUUAGGUGUUUUUAUUUACUUUUUUUUGUAGUAGUUUCUUCUUUGAUACUAGGGGAAUAAUAGCAUUGUUACAGGGGACAGUUUAAAAAAAUGGUGCUCAUUAUACUAACUUGUGAAAGAAGAGUUUGGAAACCUAGAAAGCUCCAGAGAGUCAUUUACAUAUAUUAAGAUUGUUGCAGAUCAUAAAAAACACAAAUGUAUUUAUGAAAUAAAGCACCUAUUGUAUUUACUAUAAUAGAAUUUUCCAUUAGGGCAGUCUUACAGAAUAUCAUUUUACCAAGAGCUGUGUGAAUUAUUGUUGGCCUAAAAGUAUCUAAAAGAAAUUAGGCUUCUGUAGAAGUGAACCUGAAAUCUCGUUCACAUGUACCAACUUUAGAUACAACAUGCAGAUCUUACUGGAGGCACCUGGAUAUAAGAAUCAAAUCAUCGUAUCAUGACCUCACAGUAAGGCCGGGUUCACACUGCAUUAUGGGAAAAAAUCAACCUGAGAUUCCGAGUGCGGGCAGACAUUAGGUAGGCGGGUAGGGCCGUGCAGAUAUUGGCAUCCCGAUAGACAGUGGAGAUCCACUAGAACAUUGGACUUGUUUAAUGAUCUGGCAGAUUUUUUCAAGGGGAUUUUCCAGGUGGAAAGUCCGCCUCGAAAAAUCUGCAGUAUGCGGAGUCAGAAAUUCUGUAGUGGGAACCUAGGCUUAGAGAAGUUUACCAAAACUGAGGCAAAGAAAAAGUGGAGCAUUUGACCAUAGUAAUCAAGGCGUGAGGUUGGGGAUGGAAGGGAGUCAGAUGGGGCAUCAUGGGACUCUGCCAUAGCCAUCGUGUUUAAAUACAGAUCUAAAGCAGUCAACUGAAUCUUUAAUCCUAGGUGAAGAAAAACCUAAGGGUAUGUUCAUACAGGCAGAAACCCCCCAAAAAUGCCCUGGAAAAAAGAUUGUUUUUGAUUUCCCUCUGACUUCAAAGGGAAAUGUUCAACAAAAGCACUGAAAAAAAGAAAUAUGCCACUUGGUAGCUGAUAAUGAAAUCAAUGGGACCUUACAAAAAAAACCCUGAAAAGCCACAUAAAAAGAGUUGGAUUUUAAAGCAGUUUAUGCAGUUACAUUUUAAGAAGCUUCUUUUACUGUGUGAACUGACAAUAACUGCACUUGUAGCUUCUUUGAAAAGAAAUGUUUUAAAAAUGAGUGGAAGAAUCUGAUUGGUUAUUAAGGGUAACCUCUUAACCCUUUCUUUAUAUUAGAUCAGAUUUGUUAUUAAGGAUGACCUCUUAACCUUUUCUUUAUAUUAGAUUUGUUCUCUCCUGUUGCGAGAUGUAUGAAGAGCACAGACAGGUUUAUACAUCCCUUGGUGCUCUAUCUCCUGUCAUAUUUAUCUUUUUACAAAGAAUAAGCUUAACAAUAAAAUGUAUUACUUAUACACAACACUAUGCCAUUCAUCUUGCUCAAGUUAAACCUAGAGUCAGCCCUUUUUUCAGUUCCAAUGAAAGCAAAUUGGUUUGACAUGAGUGUAGGAAAAAAUGUCUCUUAGUUUAGGCCAUGCAUGACUAAUGAUAAAUCUGGUCCUUAUAAUAGAUAAAUGAUCCUUCAAUUAACCAUGGCCUGCCCAAAGUAAUAGUGGACUGUACUUUGAUGUGUGAGAUGAGCUAUGAUUGGCUAAGGCUCUUUUAAUGAGAGUGCUCAAUUAAAGCAUCACCUUUAGUAAGAAACUUGACAUAACCAAUAUUUCUAGCUUACUGUAUAAGAUGUUUAGAAUAAUUUUAUUAACGAAUCUGCUACCCAUACAAUAUAGACAUGGAUUACUAGUGACUGCUCCUAGGCUCCUUUAUUGCUACAUGAUGCUGUGCUUUGUUAGACUAUUUGUGAAUAACCACCAUCUGCACUACCAUUCCUAAUCAUACUCACCUUCCCUGACCCCUUACCUGCCUCUGCAGUCCUGGCAGUGCCGCAUCCCAGCUGUGCAGCCUUCCUGCUUUUGUUAUGACUCAUAAGAAAUGCCCAGCUAUUAAUGAUUAGCUAAGUUGGCAUUGAAACAAAAGCAGGAAGAGCUGCUUAAAGGAAAACUGUCAGCCAGUUCACCCACACUAAACUCAAUGCACUGGGUAAUAGUGUGGGUGAACAGGAGUCCAUACACGGAUCACUUACUUUUUUAGGUAUUCCUGCUGCCGAGUUGUUGUCCGCUAAAGUUUCGUAAUUCUGGCCUUCAUUUGCGCUCUGAAGGCGAUUCCCCCGCCUUUGGGUUCCGGAGAAGGGGCCUUAGUCCACCCCCCUUGUUCGCAUAUCCAUUUUCCCCCCGAGUACAGCGUUCUGUCUGCAGAGCGCAUGCGCUGAAGAUUUUACACAGCUCUCGCGUCCUGACGACGUGAGACCUGUGCGUCGGGAGAGUGCUCUGCAAAGUAUAACUGCGCAUGCGCUGGUCCCUCGCUACACCCGGACGUACCUCUUUCUGAAGUCUCUGUACUCCCGACUUCCAGGUGUAGCGAGGGACCGGCGCAUGCGCAAUUACACUUUGCAGAGCGCUCUCCCGAUGCACAGCUCUCACAUCAUUGGGACGCGAGAGCAGGGUAAAAUCUUCAGCGCAUUCGCUCUGCAGACAGAGCGCUGCGCUCAGGGGAAAAAUGAAUAUGCAAACAAGGGGGAGGGGGCUAAGGCCCCUUCCUCCAGAACCCAAAGCCAAGCUGCUGGCGGGGGACCCGCCUUCAGAGCGCAAAUGAAUGCCAAAAUUACGGAACUUUAGCGGACGACAACUUGGCAGCAAGAAAAUCUAAAAAUUAAGUGACCCGUGUAUGGACUCCUGUUCACCCAUACUACAACCCAGUGUAUUGGGUUUAGUGUGGGUGAACUGGCUGACAGUUUUCCUUUAACAUGGAUGACAUUGGCAGGGGUUCAGCCAGGUUAGUAUAAUUUAUUUUUUAAGUUAGUUCAAUCCCAGAACUACUAUAACUUUGUUGGGCCAGACAACACAAAUGUUUGGCAACUUUGGAAAAUCCCUUUUGUGUUUGAAAGGUGCCCCUACAAUAAGCUGAUCACAGGGUGUCCACAAUUGUGAAGGGUUGUGAGAGUAAAUGAAAAUCAACAAUAAUUUAGUAUUGUGCCACCAAGCUGUGCAGGGAAGGAAGUGCAGCCACUCUCCAGUUCUCUGUACAGAUGGGGGAACAUGGCCCACUAUGCAAGAGAAAAGUCAGUAAAGGAGAUGCAGUGCUACACCAGUGCUGUGUUCUCUUCAUUCUGACCAUUCAUGCCAAGGAAAUUAAAUAUUGCAGUUUCCAUUUAAGUCAAUGGGAUAUCAAUGCCAUACUGUAUGUAUUGGGUUCCUCAGAGAGAAAACCUCUUUGCAGUUUUUGCAGAUUACUGUUAAUAUUUGCAAAUUAGUUUCAUUAAUUUAUGUCUUUGUCUUUGAAAUUAGUGAGAAAAACACAUUUUAUUGUAUAGCUGAAUAUUAAUAGAUAAACAAUAUUAAACAUAACGUUUAAAGUGGAAGUACAACAGAAGCAAAACUUUCAAUUUGAGUAUAUCAUAAAUAACACCUAACACUAGGUUUUUAAUUUCUAAAACCUAUCUAUCAGGGCUCAAGUCCUGCAGAAAUGAAGUUUCUGCACUUUUUCCACAGCAGGAACACAGUUUCCAUUAGCAUACGUCCUACAGGACCAGCCCUUGAGGGAGUUCCCAUACUUCUUUCCCAGGACUUUAGCCCUGGAGUCUAUAUACAGUGGCCCACCUCUCAUUCUGACCAGUGACCACCCAUUUUUGAGCAGGAGCUAGAGACAGUGAGCUGCCAAGAUAUAUGGCCCAGAUAUAUAUAUAUAUAUAUAUAUCUGUCUGAAACUAAAACUGUCUGGGUUUUUAAUAGAAACCAAUCAUGGCUCUGAUUGUUUGUUCUGGGAAGGUAAGCCAGUUUUUGUCUCCAUUGGAUUGAUAAAUCUGGGACUUUGCAUACUUUUUUUUUUUUUUACCAGGCUCACCCCCAUAAAAAACUAUUUUUUGUCCAGGUUUGGGUAUUUGUCUCAAAGAGGUUUCAGGUACUUACCGUAACUACUGUACUUUUGGCACGCACAUCUUCUUGAUAAUCUAUUUUUAUCUAAUCUAUGGUCUGUAUUCAGUUAUGGCUCAAUUGACUACAAAUGUUACAAAUCUCUCUUUAUUUCUAUAUUUCAUGGUUUACUAUGUACUAUUUCCCUAAGAAAUGUGUAUUGUUAUUAGUAAGAUGUUUGUCAUUGUGAAAUGUUGGUUAAUGAUUAAGAAUACAGAGGCACUGAGAUAUGAUGUAUACAAAACCAAUAAAAUGCUGUAAUAACAAGAA
Hyla sarda is the source of this 8743-nucleotide messenger RNA. It is a transcript of the gene ISLR2, whose product is annotated as immunoglobulin superfamily containing leucine rich repeat 2. The record is from RefSeq and is a predicted model, not a curated record. Lineage: Eukaryota; Metazoa; Chordata; Amphibia; Anura; Hylidae. The transcript is spliced from 3 exons. The coding region runs from base 542 to 2566 and encodes 674 amino acids. Gene Ontology annotation, molecular function: protein binding.